AUGUAUGUAUGUAUGUAUGUAUGUUUGCAUGUAUGUAUGCAUGUAUGUUUGAUCUAUAUAUGUAUGUAUGUAUGUAUGUAUGUAUGUAUGUAUGUAUGUAUGUAUGUAUGUAUGUCUGAUGUAUGUAUGUAUGUAUGUAUGUAUGUAUGUAUGUAUGUAUGUAUGUAUGUAUGUAUGUCUGUAUGUAUGCAUGUAUGUAUGUAUUCAUUUAUGUAUGUAUGGUUGCAAGGUUGCAUGUAUGUAUGCAUGUAUGCAUCUACGUAUGUAUAUAUGUAUGUAUGUAUGUAUGUAUGUAUGUAUGCAUGUAUGUAUGUAUUCAUUUAUGUAUGUAUGGUUGGAAGGAUGCAUGUAUGUAUGCAUGUAUGUAUGCAUGUAUGCAUCUACGUAUGUAUGUAUGUAUGUAUGUAUGUAUGUAUGUAUGUUUGCAUGUAUGUAUGCAUGUAUGUUUGGAUGUAUAUAUGUAUGUAUGCAUGUAUGUAUGUAUGUAUGUAUGUAUGCAUGUAUGUAUGUAUUCAUUUAUGUAUGUAUGGUUGGAAGGAUGCAUGUAUGUAUGCAUGUAUGUAUGCAUGUAUGCAUCUACGUAUGUAUGUAUGUAUGUAUGUAUGUAUGUAUGUAUGUUUGCAUGUAUGUAUGCAUGUAUGUUUGGAUGUAUAUAUGUAUGUAUGCAUGUAUGUAUGUAUGUAUGUAUGUAUGUAUGCAUGUAUGUAUGUAUGUAUGUAUGUAUGCAUGUAUGUAUGUAUGUAUGUAUGUUUGCAUGUAUGUAUGCAUGUAUGUUUGGAUAUAUAUAUGUAUGUAUGCAUGUGUGCAUGUAUGUGUGUAUGUUUUUAUGUAUGUAUGUUUUCUGGUUCAUGA
Echinostoma caproni is the source of this 852-nucleotide messenger RNA. NCBI's taxonomy places the organism in Eukaryota, Metazoa, Platyhelminthes, Trematoda, Plagiorchiida, Echinostomatidae. The record is from the annotation of a GenBank genome assembly.